AUGGCCGCCAUUGCCAAGUGCGCCGUGCCUUCCUUCACCGGCCUGAGGAAGAACCAGACCUCCCAGGCUUCCACCAAAGCCUCCUCACAGCAGACUGUGAAGGCGAAAGCCUUCGCUGUCCGCGCGGUUGCGGAGCCGGCCGCUAAGAAGCUGACGAUCGAGGAGGCCGAAGCGCGCGUGGUCGCGGGGAAUCCCCCCCCUGCUCCUCCCGCCAAGCGUCGCCCAGCAGCUCCCAAGGGGACGCCUAUCGUCGAGCCGCUGAAUCUCAUCUCGAGGCCUCGUCGCAACCGCCGGUCUCCGAUCCUGAGGGAGGCAUUCCAGGAAACCUUCGUCACUCCCGCCAACUUCAUCCUUCCCCUCUUCAUCCACGAAGGCGUGGACGCCUCUCCCAUUGGCUCCAUGCCGGGGUGCUACCGUCUCGGCUGGAACACCGGGCUUAUCGAGGAGGUGUACAAGGCGCGUGACGUGGGAGUCAACCAAGUCGUGCUCUUCCCGAAAGUCCCCGACGCUCUCAAGACCCCCACGGCGGACGAGGCGUACAACCCAGACGGCAUUGUUAUGCGUAGCAUCCGCCUGCUCAAGGACAAGUUCCCGGACCUGAUCAUCUACACUGACGUGGCACUGGACCCGUACAACUCGGACGGCCACGAUGGCAUCGUGAGGGAGGAUGGAGUGAUCAUGAACGACGAGACUGUGCACCAGCUGUGCCUGCAGGCCGUGGCUCAGGCGCGUGCGGGAGCCGAUGUGGUGAGCCCGAGUGACAUGAUGGAUGGCCGAGUGGGCGCCAUCCGCGCUGCUCUGGACGAGGAGGGCUUUAACGAGGUCUCCAUCAUGUCUUACACCGCCAAGUACGCGAGUGCCUUCUAUGGCCCAUUCAGGGAAGCACUCGACUCCAACCCCCGCUUUGGUGACAAGAAGACGUACCAGAUGAAUCCUGGGAAUUACCGCGAGGCACUCAUUGAAACCCACGCUGAUGAGAGUGAAGGCUCUGAUAUCCUCAUGGUCAAGCCAGCCAUGCCUUACCUGGAUGUGAUCCGCCUCCUCCGCGACAACACAGCGCUGCCCAUCUCAGCCUACCAGGUGUCUGGCGAGUAUGCCAUGAUCAAGGCUGCAGCAGCCAAUGGGUGGCUGGACGAGAAGAAGGCGGUUCUUGAGUCUCUCCUGUGCAUCAAGCGAGCUGGUGCUGACGUCAUCCUGACGUAUUUUGCCGUCCAGGCUGCGCAGUACCUGGCUGGGGAGAGAAAAUAG
Molecule: messenger RNA, 1248 nt
Organism: Closterium sp. Naga37s-1
Lineage: Eukaryota; Viridiplantae; Streptophyta; Zygnematophyceae; Desmidiales; Closteriaceae
Source: the annotation of a GenBank genome assembly